GUCAUUUGAUUUACUCUCUGCACUCAAGACUGACUCCUCUGCCCACUGAAACAGGUGGGAGCCAUGGCUUUGGGACACAACCUGUCGGCAGACUACUACUACAACUAUGAGAACAUCACCGAGGACUACAUGGACGACUACAGCCAGUACGCAAUGGUCUGCGUGAAGGAGGAAGUCAGGAACUUCGCCAAAGUCUUCCUGCCUGCCUUCUACUCCAUAGCGUUCGUCGUCGGACUCGCGGGAAACUCCGUCGUCGUGGCCAUCUACGCCUUUUACAAGAAACAGAAAACCAAAACCGACGUGUACAUACUGAACCUGGCGGUGGCCGACCUGCUCCUCCUGUUCACGCUGCCGCUCUGGGCAGUGAACGCAGCUCACGGCUGGGUGCUAGGGAAAGUCAUGUGCAAGGUCACUUCGGCCCUGUACACCAUCAACUUCGUCUCUGGGAUGCAGUUUCUGGCUUGCAUCAGCGUCGACAGGUACUGGGCGGUCACCGGGGCCCAGAGCGCGGCGGGCGCCGGCAGGCGCUGCGGGCUCGCGUGCACCUGCGUGUGGGCGGCCGCCGUCCUGCUGAGCGUCCCGCAGCUCGUGUUCUACACCGUGAACCACAAGGCUCGGUGCAUCCCCAUCUUCCCACACUACCUGGGCACAGCCAUCAAGGCGUCCAUUCAGCUGCUGGAAAUCUGCCUCGGAUUCGUCGUGCCCUUCCUGAUCAUGGGGGUGUGCUACUCUCUCACCGCCAGGACCCUCGUCAGGACGCCCAACAUCAAAAAAGCGCGGCCCCUCAAGGUUCUGCUCGCAGUGGUCAUGGUUUUCAUCAUCACGCAGCUGCCCUACAACAUUGUCAAGUUCUGCCAGGCCAUCGACAUCAUCUACGCCCUGAUCACCGACUGCGAGCAGAGCAAGCGCAUGGGCUUCGCCAUCCAGGUCACCGAGAGCAUCGCCCUGUUCCACAGCUGCCUCAACCCCGUCCUGUAUGUUUUCAUGGGAGCCUCGUUUAAAAACUACAUCAUGAAAGUGGCCAAGAAAUACGGGUCCUGGAGAAGACAGAGGCAGAAGGUGGAGGAGAUUCCUUUCGAUUCUGAAGCUCCUACAGAACCCACCAGUACUUUUAGCAUUUAAAGGUCAGAUCGCCCCCAGAGCUGCGCUGUUCUGAAACUCAAAUCUCAAACAGCGGCUCUGGGGCUCUUAGCCAAGAAGGAACGGGGGUGGGAGUGGGGGGC
Messenger RNA from Condylura cristata (star-nosed mole), 1223 nucleotides. RefSeq names its product atypical chemokine receptor 4 (gene ACKR4). The record is from RefSeq and is a predicted model, not a curated record. Gene Ontology annotation, cellular component: membrane. Gene Ontology annotation, molecular function: chemokine binding; scavenger receptor activity; chemokine receptor activity. The transcript has 2 exons. The coding region runs from base 64 to 1122 and encodes 352 amino acids. Lineage: Eukaryota; Metazoa; Chordata; Mammalia; Eulipotyphla; Talpidae. Gene Ontology annotation, biological process: immune response; G protein-coupled receptor signaling pathway; chemotaxis.